AUGGAUUUGAGAAAUUUAUCUUCCACCCCUAAUCAGUUGGACUCGGUCAUUCAGCGCAGACCUUCGUUGUCGUCGUUGUCGUCGGCCUCUGGCUACGACUCUUCCACUUAUGGGAACACUGGGCCAUCAGCUAAUGUGAUUCCAUCGUCGCAGCCCGGAGCUUCUACACCGCAGAUGGGCCAGCUGAGAUUGGCACCAGGUCUGAAUAGACUCUACGCCGGCAUGCUGAACAAUUCCAGCAGCUCCAACCUCGUUUCGUCCACCAUUCCCCCCACGGCAGUAUCCACGGAUGUUGGCCCAUGGGUCGAGGAACAAAAGCAACAGCAGUCUUUGACUGUGACUUCAUUGGAUAACGGCAAAAAGGAUUUGUCGGUGAUGGUUCCCGGCUCCGUGAAGGUGCCGCAAUCGCCCACCAACUCAAUGACCGCCAACAUCAGCACUGUCACAGUCAACACAUCGGCCAACAUCGAUGACGAUGACGAACUAAUCCCCACUGCCAUUGUAAUCAAAAACAUUCCUUUCGCCAUCAAGAAGGAGCAGUUGUUAGAUGUAAUGACCAAGCUCAACUUGCCAUUGCCCUACGCCUUCAACUACCACUUCGACAACGGUGUAUUCCGAGGUUUGGCAUUUGCAAACUUCACACUGACCGAGGAAACGUCCAUGGUAGUCAACCAUUUGAACGGCCGUGAAAUCGGCGGCAGAAAGUUGCGGGUGGAAUAUAAAAAGAUGUUGCCUUUGCAAGAGAGAGAACGCAUCGAGAGAGAAAAGAGAGAGAAACGCGGCCAGUUGGAGGAGCAACAUCGCUCAGCUUCCAAUGCCUCUUUGGCCUCGCUCAUGUCGGCCGCCUCCACAACUGCUGCUACAAAAAACUUAAGUGUCAAUGGUCAGCUGUUCAACACUCAAACUGAACGCUUAUUUGUUCAGUUUCCACCUUCCAGCGUUAACAUGCCCCCAGUGGACUUGAACUUCAAUGACCCUGAGGUUCUUGAAUUAUACUCGCAGUUGCUCACCUAUAGGGAUGAUAAUUCCAAGUUGAUUUUCGAGUUGGCCUUCUCUCCAACGUUGCCGUUGAACCAGAGAAAGGUGCUCUCGUUACUUUGUUCGUUCUUGAACUUGUUGGAACUCUACGAUAACGGCUUCAUCAUUAUUCGCAGAAAACCUGGCCAGCAGACUAUCCAGCAAAGGCAACAACAAAGCGCAACUUUUAAUCCUCACUCGCAUCCACAGCAAGCUGCUCCAAACCAACAAUCUCUGCAGCAUCUGCAACAGCUGCUGCAACAACAACACCAGCACCAGCACCAGCAGCAACAGCAACAGCAACAACAGUCGGCCGUCCAGAAUGGAGUGCAGCCACUGCACUCUUCGUCUAUGAUGAAUUUGAACCAGUUGCCAGCUUUGCUUGGAAACUACCCAGCCAACAUCCAGCAAACUGUGCCACAUGCUCCAGAAUUGUUGAGAUCUCACUCUCAGUCAGCGUUGCCUUUGCCUCGCCUUAGACAGCAGACUUCUACGCCAGUACAGCAGCUGUACUCUCAGUAUCAACCACCUUCCUCGCAGCAGCCAAAACAGCAGGUACCUCUGAACAGCAAGUACCAAAGCUAUGGCAUGUAUGGAUCUGCUUCGACAUCUGGUGGAGGGCAGCUGCUGUCCCAGAUGGGUACACCAGCAUCAAGUGCUGCAGCCUUGUUGAGAUCCUCCAAUAAUAGAUCUUUUGUGGAUGUAAGAUCGAACAACGCAUUUCCAGUGAAUGCAUCUGUAUCAGGAUCGCCAACUCCACAGCACUCGAAUAUUCAGUCCUCUAAUCUCUAUCAGCAGCAGGGGCUGGCAUACUUCCAGGGCGGACACAUCAGUCAGCCAGGUACGCCUUUGGGAAAUAACGAGUUGAAUAACCGUUUUGCGCCGUUUGGCCAGCAUGCUCACCUCACAGGCAGUUUGACUUCUUUGCAGCCAACGUCAGCUGCCAGUGAAGAGUUCCCCAUUAAUGAGCCAUUGUCUUCAAAGUUCAGUGCAUUGAACAUGACGAAUGGCUACGACCAGCAAAAGGCCGGGGGAAUCUGGGGCGCCAAGAAAUAA
Molecule: messenger RNA, 2073 nt
Organism: Sungouiella intermedia
Lineage: Eukaryota; Fungi; Ascomycota; Pichiomycetes; Serinales; Metschnikowiaceae
Source: the annotation of a GenBank genome assembly